Messenger RNA from Aspergillus chevalieri, 1605 nucleotides. It is a transcript of the gene DUG1, whose product is annotated as M20 family dipeptidase. The record is from RefSeq and is a predicted model, not a curated record. Lineage: Eukaryota; Fungi; Ascomycota; Eurotiomycetes; Eurotiales; Aspergillaceae. Gene Ontology annotation, molecular function: metallodipeptidase activity. The transcript has 5 exons. Gene Ontology annotation, biological process: proteolysis. Bases 1 to 1605 code for a protein of 534 amino acids.
AUGCCCCUCCGCGUCCCUGUGUCUCUGGCAAAGCAACGAUUACAUUCAACCACGCAGCAUUACCCCGCCUGGUGUCAGCAGCAAUUCCGGACACCAUCACAUUUCACCUAUUCCAGAACACCUUUUUUCUCCUCUCGCCGUUCAUUUUACGGUCAUAUCAGUGAUCAGAAAAUGGCGCCUCAGCUAGAACCCUACUUCAAACAGGUGGAUGGUCUUUCCGGCUCGUUUAUUGAACGACUGCGGAAAGCAGUAGCGAUUCCUUCUGUUUCUGCCCAAGAUGAAAACAGAAAGGAUGUGUUCAAGAUGGCCGAGUUCCUCAGCUCGGAGCUUGAAGCUCUGGGGGCGGAGGUGCAGCAAAGGCCGUUAGGAAAGCAGCCUGGAAAAGAACACCUUGACCUGCCUCCCGUGAUCAUUGCUCGCUAUGGCAAUGACAAGAAAAAGCGAACUAUUCUGGUAUAUGGACACUACGAUGUACAGCCUGCGUUGAAGGAAGACGGCUGGGCCACGGAGCCCUUUGAGUUGUCUGUCGACGAAAAGGGAAGGAUGUACGGUCGUGGCAGUACAGAUGAUAAGGGACCGGUGCUGGGCUGGCUGAACGUGAUUGAAGCUCAUAAGAAAGCUGGCGUUGAAUUGCCGGUCAACCUCCUUUGCUGUUUCGAGGGAAUGGAGGAGUAUGGUUCUGAAGGAUUGGAGGAGUUUAUCCAAUCGGAGAGUAAGGGCUUUUUCAAAGAUGCGGAUGCGGUUUGCAUUUCAGACAACUAUUGGCUUGGUACAGAGAAACCCUGCUUGACCUAUGGAUUGCGGGGUUGCAAUUAUUACUCCGUCCGGGUCUCUGGUCCUGCCCAAGACCUACACAGUGGUGUGUUUGGUGGCUCCGCGCAUGAACCUAUGACAGACCUGGUCAAAGUUCUAUCUAGGCUUGUUGACUCGCAGGGUAACAUCCUGAUCCCCGGCAUCAUGGAUCUCGUGGAGCCCCUGACGGAGGAGGAGAAGUCCCUGUAUCCUGACAUCAGCUAUACCAUGGAGAAUCUCCACGAAUCGCUGGGAAGCGAGACAAGCAUCCACUCGACAAAAGAACGGACGCUCAUGGCCAGAUGGAGAUACCCAUCCCUGUCCAUCCACGGUAUUGAAGGUGCUUACUCUGCUCCGGGAGCAAAGACUGUAAUCCCGGCCAGUGUCAUUGGCAAAUUCUCCAUCCGUACUGUGCCAAACAUGGAGAGCCCAGAUGUCAACAAGCUCGUCUUUGACUACAUCAAAUCCGAGUUCGCCAAGUUGAACACUAAGAACACCCUGGACGUGUGGCUUCAACAUGACGGAAAGUGGUGGGUUGCUAGUCCGAAACACUGGAACUUUACUGCUGCGAGCAAGGCUGUGAAGCAAGUUUUCGGUGUCGAACCAGAUAUGACACGUGAAGGUGGCAGUAUCCCUGUCACCUUGAAUUUCGAACAAGCUACGGGCAAGAAUGUGUUGCUCCUUCCUAUGGGAUCUUCGACCGAUGCCGCGCACUCUAUCAAUGAGAAACUUGACAAGAGGAACUAUAUCGAAGGUGUCAAGUUGCUCGGUGCAUACUUGCACUACGUUGCUGAAGAACCCAUGAGUGCAUAG